UGUACACAGAAAGGAUGCUUCCUGGAGAGAAUUCAUGAAACAGCACCACAUAAGUCCAACCCGAGAAUUCAAUCAUGAGCUCCUGAAUUUGUGUAUCCCAGUUACCUGGCCCAGUAAAUAUACACAUAAAUGCAUAAUUCAUUCGCAUCUGCUGUUGAAACUCACAACAUUACCAAGUAUGUGGUAGAGCUAUUAUAACAGAUUUACAUGGUAUAUUCUCUCUUAAGGAACUGAAAUCAUAGAGCUUCAAAAAAACUGAAGCCUCAGAGCAGGAAGGAAGCAUACAACCCAUAUGAGGAAGGGAUCAGUUCCUCAAAACUGUGAGUUUUGAGUCAUCCGGUUUCUUUAAGAGCGCUUACUCUUCCUGUAUAUACAAUGAGAAUAAGACUGUUCGAAAGAGCAGGUUUAAAAGUCUGGAGUCUAAUCCGCACUCUGCACAGCCCUAGUUUCCUAGAACUCGGGAUGCUGCUUCCUCUGCCUUACACAGGCAGCACGGGAAGACUUGGAGGAAAAAAAGCAGACAAAAGCCUGUGAACCUGAAACUAACCACAGCCUCUGUUCUCAGUGGGAGCCCCAACACUGAGACCAGGUAAGGACCCUCAGUGCUGGGGUGAAGGACCAGGUAAGGACCCUCAGGGCAGUAAAGAUGGCUGGGAAGUAGUGGUCAAAUAGAUAGAGGGUAAAUAUUUCAGGAGAAAAGAGGGAAAAACCAGGUUUCUGACAUGAGAGUCAUCAAAUGCAUGAGCACAGGUCAAAGGGAAUGCAUUGCUAGUGCGUCCCUCAUAUUUCUUGUCAUGGGGCUUCAAGUUCUUCAUAGAACCUUCAUAGAACCAGAUUCUCACACAAACUCUGUGAGAAAGAAGAUUUUUUUUUUAAAAAAAGGACUAUGAAAUCUUAAAAGGCAGAAUAAAAAUCUAAAUCAUUAUGAUUAAUAAUUUUGCUCUUAUUGUUUCUUCUACUAUAAUUCUCUUCCCUCUUUCUACACAGAAAAGAUGAUGCUAUGCUUUCCUCUCCUCCUAUUGCUGCUGGAACUGUGGGGACCAGUGUGUCCGCUUCGUGUUCAGCCUAAGGAUCUCACCAAGGCUCAUUGGUUUGAAAUUCAGCAUCUACAGCCAAAUCCUCUUCAAUGCAACAGGGCAAUGAGUGGCAUCAAUAAUUAUACUCACCACUGUAAGCCUCAAAACACCUUUCUGCACGACUCUUUCCAGAACGUGGCUGCUGUCUGUAAUUUGCUCAACAUUGUCUGCAAAAAUGGUCGGAACAACUGCCACAAGAGCUCCAAGCCUGUCAACAUGACUGACUGCAGACUCACUUCAGGAAGGUAUCCUCAGUGCCGCUACAGGGACGCUGCCCAAUACAAAUUCUUCAUUGUUGCCUGUGACCCCCCGCAGAAGAGCGACCCUCCCUAUCAUUUGGUUCCUGUACACUUAGAUAGUAUUGUCUAAGGUCUCCAUGACUUUUUCUCUUAUUUGACACAGGUUGUCUUGCAAUUUCUUCUGCUUUUUCUUUUGUUAAUUUCCUUAUUCUCACAGAAGAAGGAAGGAAGGUGUUGGGAGAAUGAGAAUGCCUAGGAUACCAGACCAGAGUUGGGACAAAAAGAAAUAGGAUUCUUUUCUGCUUUGGAGCUCUGUGUGUUUUGAGGGAAGGCAAUGGGGAAGAGGACAAGGAAGAGUUCAGACCUCCAGAUUUCUAACCUCGCAACAUUUGCCAAGCUUUAUUGCACUGUGUUCACAGCAAUAAAACCACUUCCUGCUGCA
Molecule: messenger RNA, 1757 nt
Organism: Lemur catta (Ring-tailed lemur)
Lineage: Eukaryota; Metazoa; Chordata; Mammalia; Primates; Lemuridae
Gene: RNASE6
Product: ribonuclease A family member k6
Exons: 2
Coding region: 993-1445 (150 amino acids)
Biological process (GO): antimicrobial humoral immune response mediated by antimicrobial peptide; defense response to Gram-positive bacterium; antibacterial humoral response
Molecular function (GO): RNA nuclease activity; nucleic acid binding
Source: RefSeq, a predicted model, not a curated record